Molecule: messenger RNA, 2379 nt
Organism: Phragmites australis (common reed)
Lineage: Eukaryota; Viridiplantae; Streptophyta; Magnoliopsida; Poales; Poaceae
Product: RNA demethylase ALKBH10B
Exons: 7
Coding region: 242-1960 (572 amino acids)
Biological process (GO): mRNA catabolic process
Molecular function (GO): mRNA binding; demethylase activity
Source: RefSeq, a predicted model, not a curated record
UCACCCUCUUGGGUUGCCUACGGGCACUCGCCGAGGUAUUUAUAGGAGCGCCCCGGGCGAGCCAGCCCCCACACCGUCCUCCUCUGUUUCCCAGGGCAAAUACGUCGAGUCGAAACAACGCCAUUGCAAAAGCUGCGAGAGAGAGGGAGGUGGGGAGAGAGAGAGGAGGCCAAGGGAAUUGAGGAGCGAGUGAGGGAGGUUAGUGCUGGAGUGGGGGCGUAGGCUGGCGAUCGCGGGAGCGAUGACGACGGCGGCGGGCGUGCCGGGGUCGCCGGUAGGCGCCGCUGCCGCGCCGGCGCCGGAGGUGGCGGCGAGGGACGCGGUGAUCGGGUGGUUCCGCGGCGAGUUCGCGGCGGCGAACGCGAUGAUCGACGCGCUGUGCGGGCACCUGGCGCAGAUCGGCGGCGGGGCCGAGUACGAGCCCGUGUUCGCCGCGCUCCACCGCCGCCGCCUCAACUGGUUCCCCGUCCUCCACAUGCAGAAGUUCUACCCCGUCGCCGACGUCGCCGCCGAGCUCCGCCGCGUCGCGGACGCUCGCGCCGCCGGGUCCGUCUGCUGCUACUCCGAGGAGGAAGCCGCGUCCACGGUUAUCCACGAGCACAUGGACGAGCUCGCCGCCCUUCCUGCCGAGCCCGAGCCGGAGCACGACCAGGAUCCCGUGACACAGGAUCCGGCACCGGCCGAGGAGCCUGACAGCGCCGUCAACCACGCCGUGGACCACGAGCUGGACGCGGAGGUAGGUUCCUCCGGAGAUUCGUCGGAGCAGAAGGCUGCCUCCACGGAAGAUGACGCCGUCGCGGACGGACCAGAUCAUACUGAUCAAGGAUCUCAAGGGGAACACAGCCUACCAGAGAGCUAUCCCAUCUGCUCUGACCACGAGGAGUGCAUUGCCCGUCCUGAGAGGAUCAAGAUCCAGAAAGGUUUCAUGGCGAAGGAGUCCGUGAAGGGGCACAUGGUUAACGUUGUGAAAGGCUUGAAGAUAUAUGAAGAUGUGUUUACAACAUCAGAGAUCAUGAAAGUUGCAGAUUUCAUUAAUGAAAUCCGUCAGGCUGGCAGAAAUGGAGAACUUUCAGGUGAGACCUUCAUAUUCUUCAACAAGCAGGUCAAAGGAAACAAGAGGGAGAUCAUUCAGCUAGGCGUCCCAUUAUUUCAACCUACUACAGAGGAAGCUAAUUGUCACAUAGAACCGAUCCCCCUUGUCCUGCAGGCUGUCAUUGACCACCUUGUUCUUUGGCGUUUAAUACCAGAAAGCAGGAAGCCAAACAGUGUCUUCAUCAACUUCUUCGAUGAGGAUGAACACUCGCAACCCUACUUCAAGCCUCCCCAUCUGGACAACCCCAUUUCCACUCUUCUCCUGUCUGAGACUACAAUGGCAUUUGGCAGGUCACUUGUCACUGACAGCAACGGCAACUACAAGGGACCUCUCACACUAUCGCUUAAACAAGGGUCUCUCCUAGUUAUGCGAGGGAACAGUGCGGACAUGGCGCGCCACGUAGUGUGCCCGUCGUCCAACCGCCGCGUGAGCAUCACGUUCGCGAGGGUGAGGCCGUCCACGCCGGUGGACCUCAGCCCGCUCCCGUCGCCCACCAAGGCCAUGACGCCCUGGCAGCCGCAGCCGGCCCCCGCGGCGCACGUGGGCAUGGCGCAGAAACCCCCCGGCAGCGGUGCCAUCGUCGGCUACGCCCCUGCGCCGCAGGCCGUGCUCGCGCCGGCGGCGUGGGGCAUGGCCGUGCGCGCUCCCGUCAUGAUGGUGGCCGCGGCGCCCGCGAGGCCCAUGGUGAUGGCCUCCUUCGGCGCCGGCGCCGGCGGCAACAUCAGCAAGCGGAUGGGCCGCAGCGGCACCGGCGUGUUCCUUCCGUGGACGGUCGGGCCGAAGCGGUACAACAAGCAUCUCCCGCCGCGCAUCCAGAAGCGCCGGUUCUCGGCGAUGAUGUCGCCAACCAUCGAGGCGCAGGGCUGACGGCCCGACCCUCGCCGUCGAACCGAACGGCCAAUUAGGAGCCAUUGUUCUUAGGCUUUCAUGGAGUGUUUUUCCAUCUUCCGAGGCAAAAAAAAGAAGAAAAAUCGAAACGCGCGGAGUUUGAUCGUGUUGGACGUCCCUCCUUUGUAUUUGGUGACCGGUGUGGUGUUUUCUCGUGGGCUUUGGUCUGCCUGUAAUUUAGCUGGGUUUGUGGCCGUGUGAGUGAGUAGCAGUCAGAAGCGGUAGAAGAGUAUGGGUAGGGAUAGCUGAGGUCAGAAUCAGGACAGGGUUUCCCUUUUUGUUUUCUUCUCUUUUUCUCCCUUUUCGUUCCGAGAAGAACUGGAUGGAUGUUGCCAUGCAUGCAUGUCCUGCUGAGUUUGCAGUUCUAUAUAGGUAAAACAUGCCUCUUGUGUUGCACA